AUGACAAUCAAAUACCUCUGCAGUCUAACAGGAAGUAGUAGGGGCUACAGCUCGGACUGCCUGGUGGUCUGCCUUUCUGAAACUCAGUAUGACUUCCUGAUAGAAACCACAAACUUUGCUGCAAAGAAAUAUAAUUCAUAUCCGCUCAAAACACCAACGCCCUUCACUGACAAGUUUACUUCAACAGGAGUUUUGGAAGACGAACUAAAGAAUGACACGCGCUUUAAACUGACUGUUGAUGACAGUAAAAACAAUCUAGACAUCUCAAAUGCCCAAUCUUCAGAUUCAGGGACCUACUUCUGUACUAUGAGUUAUUCCAUGAUCUUUCAGUUUGUGCAGAGUAUUACUGUUUUUGUGAAGGUUGCACAACUUAAUGUUAAGGCAGCGGUCAGUCAGUCUCCACAUGAGGGCAUAGAACCAGGAGACUCUGUGGUUCUAAAGUGUACUGUUGAGGCUGAGAUCUGUGACGGACAAAACAGGGUCCUCUGGUUCAAACAAUCUGAAGAGUCUGCUGCAGGAGUCCUUUAUAGUCACGGGGACAGCAGAGAUCAGUGUGAGAGUAAUACGGACAGUCCAACAAAGUCCUGUGUCUACAACCUCCCCAUACACAAUGUGAGCUCAGAGCAGACUGGGACCUACUACUGCGCUGUGGCCGCCUGCGGACAAGUCCUAUUAGGGAAUGGAACCAGGGUGUCUUUUGAAGCUGUACCUGUCCAUGUGUACGUCCUGAGUGGAGCGUUGGUGCUCACCUCCAGUCUGCUCAUCGGAGUGACUUUCUGCUUGUGCAUGAAAAACAGUACAGGAUCAAGACAAAAUUCAGAUUAUUCUGCAAAAUCAAAUGGUUUUCCUAAACUUGUCCAGUACAUGGCAGCUGAGCAGGUGGCAGAGGAAAGGAGACGACUGAUGGAUGGCUCAUGGAGUGAAUGCAUCUACUACAGUGUGGAAAGGGGUUUUAAAUAA
This is a messenger RNA of Periophthalmus magnuspinnatus, 960 nucleotides long. RefSeq lists its product as uncharacterized. The record is from RefSeq and is a predicted model, not a curated record. Gene Ontology annotation, biological process: response to bacterium. The transcript is spliced from 7 exons. Lineage: Eukaryota; Metazoa; Chordata; Actinopteri; Gobiiformes; Gobiidae. The coding region runs from base 1 to 960 and encodes 319 amino acids.